AGUGUCAUUUGUAGCCUGCCUCCUGAUGUUAGUCAGAGCUUCAACAUUCUUGCUCGUAAAGAAAAUGACAAAAAUAAAAUAAAGAUGGAUAGAAAUAAAUAUUCAUGAAAAUCUAAAAUUAGUAGCAAGAUAAAGAUAUCUGAAGACUUAAUUGUUUCUGAUGAGAUUUCCACAAAAUGUAAUGCCAAGAGUCAGAUUUUUCUGUCUUUGGAACUGUCACAUGUGGAAUCUGAGACUUCCCUGAAGUAUCAAAAAAAAAACCCAAACCCUCCAGGAGACAAAGAUCAUUUUGCUCAGAGUGCUCAGAAACUUAAAAAGCAAAGUUUCUCUUGUAGUUGCAAAAAUUCAGUUAUCUUAAAGCUUACUCUACUUUCUCUACCACAUGCACGCUCUGCUUCAGAUUUUGUAGAUCUGAAAUACAGUGACAUGUUCAAGAAAAUAAGUUCAAAUGACAAAGGCCCAGGCAUUUAUGAAAUGUUUGGAACUCCUGUCUAUUCCCACAUGUGCGAGCUUGAUCAACAUGAGAACAGAUUUAGAAAUGUUUGUUCUGCUCCACCUGGGAGAUGCACUGCUAGCACCUGCAGAUCUACCUGCAGUAUAGGGAGAGAGAGCAGCUGAGUAAGAAAUACUCAAAAGAGAACGUAUUGUAAGCCAAAGACGACCAUACCUGGCACUAAACAAAAGCACAAAGGUUUAAUUACAAAGGACAGAAGUACUGAGUUGAGUGACAGCAACACAUAGCAAGAUAAUGUAAUAACUUCUGAUUCAGAUUUUCAAAUAAACACUUCAAGGAGCUUGACGUUGUUUCCUGAAGACACAGAUCAUCAACAGCUUACCUUUUUAAAAGAGCUUUCACAAUCAACUAAGCAAAAUAAAAUUUUUUCAAAUUCAAAUUUAUCAACUAUUAAAGAAUUUUCUUUGAAGCAGUCUUUAGACAGUCAGGAUAUAUCCAACCAUCAGAGAGCUGCUACCUGUAGCCAGAAUCUUCUGCAGUUCAGUGAUAAAGUCUACAGAGAAUGUGUUGCUUUAAGUAGCAGUCUACUAACAACAGACCAGAACAUUUGUGUACCCCAGUGCAGGGUGGAUAUGGAUGGCUGCAAAGGCCUGGGGUCAGACCAGGCCUCCUUCAAGUCUAUAAAUAAAGGUGAAGCAUUGCCCUUUUCCGAUAGACUGGAGUGUCAAUCCCCUACAAAAAGAUUAAUUCACAGUUGGGCAUCCACACUUCAAAGCAGUGGUUUGGCAAAUGAAUUGAUUCAGCCUUUAGUGAUUCAGACAAAAAAUGUUAAAAGCCCCGGUUUCCAGACAAGUCAGAACAUUUUGUCCUGGGCAGAUAAUAAGGAUGUGACUGAUGAGUUGCUUUGUUGUCUGGCCAAAGAAUUGCUAAUGCUUGAAGAAAAAGACAUCAACUCUUCAGGAACAAAAAAUACAAGUUUUAAAAUGCAAAAUACACAUACUAAAGAAGAAGAAAAUAUGAUGAAUGGAGAUGGAGCAAUAGUAAAUAGUGCUCUAGAGAAGCAGAGUUACAGCAGAGCCUUUUUGGCAUCAAAUGAAGAAAGCGAACUGCUAAACUUUGAGGAAUCUACUGAAUUACCAGGAAGCAGUUCAGCUAACAAAGAUCCCAUCAUGUGGACAAGAGGUGAAGUCCUUGGAAAGGGAGCCUAUGGCACAGUAUACUGUGGCCUGACAGGCCAGGGGCAAUUAAUAGCUGUAAAACAGGUUGUUUUGGCUAUGUCAGAUCAACUCACUACAGAAAAGGAGUAUCAGAAGUUUCAUGAGGAAGUUGAUCUUUUGAAGACAUUGAAGCACGUCAGUAUUGUAACUUAUUUAGGAACUUGUCUGGAAGACAACACUUUAAGCAUUUUCAUAGAGUUUGUUCCUGGUGGCUCAAUUUCUAGUAUUAUUAAUCGUUUUGGUCCUUUGCCAGAAAUUGUCCUUUGUCAAUAUACAAAACAAAUUCUACAAGGGGUUGCAUAUUUACAUGACAAUUGUGUGGUUCAUAGGGAUAUCAAAGGCAAUAAUGUAAUGCUCAUGCCAAAUGGUAUAGUAAAGCUAACUGACUUUGGCUCUGCCAGGCGUUUAGCUUGGGUAAGCCUCCAUGGCACACAGAGCGAGAUGCUGAAUUCUGUGCAUGCGACUCCAUACUGGAUGGCACCAGAAGUUAUAAAUGAAUCUGGAUAUGGAAGAAAAUCAGACACCUGGAGUGUUGACUGCACCCUAUUUGAGAUGGCAACAGGAAAACUGCCGCUGGCUUCCAUGGAUAGGAUAGCAGCCAUGUUCUACAUUGGGGCCCACAGAGGACAGAUGCCUUCCCUACCUGAUUGAAUCUCCAGCACUGCAGUGGAUUUUGUGCAUGCAUGCUUAACCAGGUAUGUAGAUUUUUAA
This is a messenger RNA of Aquila chrysaetos chrysaetos, 2382 nucleotides long. RefSeq names its product mitogen-activated protein kinase kinase kinase 19 (gene MAP3K19). Gene Ontology annotation, biological process: protein phosphorylation. Gene Ontology annotation, molecular function: ATP binding; protein kinase activity. NCBI's taxonomy places the organism in Eukaryota, Metazoa, Chordata, Aves, Accipitriformes, Accipitridae. The record is from RefSeq and is a predicted model, not a curated record.